Messenger RNA from Sphaeroforma arctica JP610, 498 nucleotides. RefSeq lists its product as hypothetical. NCBI's taxonomy places the organism in Eukaryota, Ichthyosporea, Ichthyophonida. The annotation marks the transcript as partial. The transcript is spliced from 4 exons. The record is from RefSeq and is a predicted model, not a curated record. Gene Ontology annotation, molecular function: GTPase binding.
AACCUCACGAGUACGAGAUGGAGAACUUUGAUCUGGCGGCGUACAUAAUCGUCCUGGAAGACCUCGUGUCACAGAUGUACCUGGCUGUGAUUCAAAACAAAGUAUACGAUACUUUGCUGAGCUAUGGCGUGGAUCUGCACAUCGUCCAGCAGAUGUUCAUGCAGCUGUCUUACUUCAUCUCAGCUCAGUGCUUGAACAAUCUGUUGCUGAGGAAAUAUCUGUGCAACUGGUAUAAGGGUCUACAGAUUCAGUAUAAUGUGUCACAGAUCGAAGCAUGGCUACGCGACCACAAACUAGACGAGGCCAAAUCCAAGCUGGCCUGUAUCUACCAGGCCACCAGACUGCUGGGAGGCAUGCACAGAACUCAAUUACAGGCAAAUACAGAAGAUUCUGUCCAUGUACACGCCCGAUAAGUCGGACGAGGACGUGCCGGUACACAUUAUCCGCGCCGUGGAAAGUGUCGGUUGGAAACGUUACAUGGAAAGCAGCAAGGAAAGC